AAAAUGGAUUGCAUUUAUAAAGUGCUUUUCUAGUUUUUUGACUACUCAAAGCAGUUUUACAGUACAACCCACACUCAUCCAUUCAUCUGUUGAAGGCAGAGGCUGCCAUGCAAGGUGCCAACCUGCUCAUCAUGAAGCUCAAUCAUUCACACACUCUCACCGGAGGGGCUGGGAAUCAAACUGCCUUAAACUUUACACAACAAACCCCACUGCAGUACUUCUAAAGAUUUGUGUCCUUGGACAUCCUUCUGUCACAGCCUGCUCUGCUACCCUCCUGCUACUGUGGAAGUUUCCACUUAACCCACCUCCAUCUCAGUCUCCACUCUGCCACACUUCCUCAUCAGCCUCACGAGUAUCGCCUGUCAACUUCCUGGUUCUCGUCUGCCUGUGGCUGUAUGGGGUUCUCCGGCUUCAGCGUUCACAGGGGAGCCCAGAGUCUCUUGUCAAGUGAAACACCUCAUCUCUAUGAGUGCUACUGGUCUUUACUUUACCUGCUGGCUCCACAAUCUUCAGUCUGUCCACGAGCUUUGGUCUGCUCUGCUGCCUGCUUACCUGCUGCACUCUGCUGCAGCAGGUUGCCCCCCAACGAAAUCUGCCACGUACCUGUUCAACAGUAACCUUGCUGAGAGUUUUAAUGAAGUUUGCAGUAGAUCCUGGAAGCUGAUGACUGGCAGCUGGUGGUGAAUUAUGCUGAUUGGUCUGGGGCGGCUCCAAAGAGAGUGACGGUGGAUAAAAGGCAGGUGUGCAGUGCCAACGGAGGCAGACACCUUUGAUCAGUCUUGGAUAGUCGUUUUGUGUAUCAGGUCGUGUGUUUGGGUUACCCAGAGUUGGGCCAGGGUUGGGAAUCCAUCUUGUUUUUGCUGAAUUGAAAUGGCAAUUCAGCAGUUUAAGUUCUUCUGCCUCAUUACUUCCAUCGUCAUUUACAUCAUCAUCAUCACUACUCUGAGAGCACCCGGUAUAAACAAGUCUGUCCCUAAGCCAUGGGGACCUCCAAGGAUAUGCCCUGUCCACUUCUCUGAGCAGACCAUUACCCCCCUCAACAACACCAAGCACUUGCUGGUGUCAGCCUACAUGGACCAAAGAGUGAAUGGUUUGGAUAUACGCAUCAUUGGUAUAUUCAGGAGGGACUCCAUCCAACCCCUUCACUGUUUUUUCUGCUGUGUAGAUCACUUGUCAAGAACAAGAAUUCCAGCAACAAUUUUACAACAUUCAGACAACUUUGGUUUUCCCUUCGUCACUACAGAUGUCAUGUGUCAGAUUCCUCAAAACUGCAAAGCUACACAUGUUACUCUUUUGCCUCAGUCAGAAAAAGUGAUUUCACCUGAGCAGAUCUGGCUCCCCAUAAGAAACCAAAAGACCAACGGGAAGGAAAAGAGAAAGUUGCAGUUUAACUUCACAGUCUGUAUCUCCAACCUGUUUGGAGACUACAACAAUGUGCUUCAAUUUGCACAGACUCUGGAGAUGUACAGGCUGCUUGGUGUGGAUAGAGUGGUUAUCUAUAACACCAGCUGUAGCCCAGACCUUAGCCGCCUGCUGCAGAGUUACAGCCAGGAGGGUUUUGUGGAGAUGGUUCCUUGGCCCAUUGACCAGCAUCUGAAUCCAUCUCGUGGAUGGCUCCACUCAAAGCAUGGCGGGGACUUGCACUACUUUGGCCAGCUGACCACGCUUAAUGAGUGCAUUUACAGAUCGAUGGACCGGUCGCGGUACGUCCUGUUGAACGACAUUGAUGAGAUAAUAAUGCCAUACCAGCACAAUGGACUAAUGCCUCUGAUGAACAUGCUCAAACAGCAGCAUCCAAAUACAGGGGUGUUCCUCAUUGAGAAUCAUAUCUUUCCCAAGAUCCCCUUAAAAGAAAGUGAACUGGACCCCGUCCCUCAAUGGAAAGGGGUGCCAGGUUUUAAUAUUCUGGAGCACAUCUACAAAGAAGAGCCUAACAGAAACCUAUACCACCCACACAAGCUGAUAGUUCAGCCGAGGUCAGUGGAGCAGACUUCAGUACACGAGGUGAUCAAGACAUUUGGACAAAUGUUCAAGGUUCCACCAGAUGUCUGUCGGAUCAUUCACUCCCCGAUCAGUGUCCCGACUCCACCAGUGCUGGAGAAGCUCCAUAAAGACACCCGACUGUGGGACUUCAGGGAAAAAUUGAUCCCCAGUGUAAACACGGUGCUGAGGAGAGCGGGGCUGUUGCACUAUUGAAUAGAGCUGAGUUGGACCAUAGGUUUUUAUUUUCACAGUGGACGGUUGUAGUUUCAUUAAGGAGUUGAUGCAACUUUACAGUUGUAAGAUUGCACUUCACUUAAUGAUUAUUCAUUUUUACAGAAGUUGUAGCAUAUUCCUUUUCUAAAGCUACAGAACUUGUUUGACUCAUCAAUGUUCAGGUUUGAACCAUGUGUUAAGGUCUGAAAUAAAUCAAUAUGAGAAUUUAAAUAUUCCCAGCACUUUCUGUGAUGUAGUAUGCUUGCUUAUCAUAGGAAGUAAUUGGAACUGACUCUUUACAUUAAGGUAGUAGCCUAGUGAGAACAGGGGAAUCACUUUUUUUUUCUUUUUUUUUUCUUUUUCAUCAAACCAGUUUUUGCAACUUCAUUGCAUAAAUAUCCCGCAUAAUCCACCGCAUUUCUUUUUUUAAGAAAACGUGACGCAUAAUCAAGGAUUUUUGUCCGCAACAAUCACACAAAAUCUUUU
Molecule: messenger RNA, 2682 nt
Organism: Scomber scombrus (Atlantic mackerel)
Lineage: Eukaryota; Metazoa; Chordata; Actinopteri; Scombriformes; Scombridae
Exons: 6
Coding region: 871-2196 (441 amino acids)
Source: RefSeq, a predicted model, not a curated record